AGAACCAAGAGGCCGGCGGGAGGGCAGCUUGGCUUGGUCCGCCAUCACCGCCGUCCACCAGCACCACCCGACCCUCACCCGCCGCCACCCGCUACACCCGCCCACCAUGGAGAACGGUUCCCCGCAGAAGAGUCGUGAUGGAGGAGGCAACAUGGGAGGCCGUGGAGGUGGUAACUACCAGGGAGGCCACGGAGGCCACGGAGGAGGAGGUGGAGGCGGCGGCGGCGGCCAGGGAGGCCAGAAGCGUGGAGGGCCGCCGCCCUAUGGCCGCCACCCUCAGUAUGGCUACGACAAGAUAAAGGAGAGAGUGAACACAGAACUGAGUGGUCCACAGCUUGAUUUGCCUCCCCUUGACCUAGCAGAGAAGAAGUUUAAUGCUAGUAGCCGCUUGUUCGUGGGUAAUCUACCCCGGGACUUGCCUUAUGAAGAACUCAAGGAAGUCUUUUCUCAGUAUGGAGAGUUGGGUCAAGUGUAUUUCAACAAAGAUGGAGCAUAUGCCUUCAUUAAUUUUGAUUACCGAGCUAAUGCCGAGAAGGCUAAGCGCGAAUUGCAAGGAAAGAAUUGUCGCAAUCGUCCCAUGAAGAUCAGAUACGCAUCAAUAUCUACGGGUGUGAGAGUCAAGAAUCUAACCCCUUGCGUGUCGAAUGAGUUGCUGGAAAAAGCCUUCAAUGUAUUUGGUCAAAUCGAGGCGUGCCGUGUGAUUGUUGACGACCGGGGAAAAACCACAGGUGAUGGCAUCGUGAUAUUUGCUGACAAGAAAGGUGCCACACUUGCCAUCAAGAAGUGUCAGGAGGAGUGCUUUUUCCUCACCAGUGCUCUGCGUCCUGUAAUUGUCGAGCCCCUUGAGGCUCGGGAUGAGGAAGAAGGCCAACCUGAGAGUUCCAUGCAUAAGAAUGAGCAGUACAAGCAGGAACGCAAGGAGGGCCCCAGAUUUGCUGAUCGAAACUCCUUCGAAUAUGAAUAUGGAAUUCGUUGGAAGCGUCUGUAUGAAAUGUACAAGGAAAAGAAAUUGUUGCUAGAGUCUGACCUGCAAGCAGAGAUGGAACAGCUGGAAAGACGACUGGCUAUUGUGAAGCACGAGCAUGAGACGGAGAAGUUGAGAAGAGAGUUGAUGGCACGUGAACAAGAGGCAAUGCAGCUCGGGAGAUCGCUGUACGGGCGCCAGGGAGGCUAUGGAAUGGAUCGUUAUCAGGGAUCACAGGAUGAACGCUAUGGAGAACGCUACGAUGCUUCACGGGAUGAACGAUAUCAGCAAGCCAUGCAGGAAGAACGUUAUCAGAGAAUGCAAGAGGAACGGUAUCAGCAAGCCUUACAGGAGGAGCGGUAUCAAGCUAUGCGCAAUGCUGGCUAUCAACAAGGUGGUAACGCACAAGAGGAACAGUUCCAGCAACAGGGAACUAAGAGAGAGGCUCCAGCAGCAUCGGCACAAGUAGCUGCCGGAGGGCCAGCGGCAGCAGCAGGACCCGGGGCAACAUCUGACGAAUCUGAAAUGAAGCGAGGGAGAUACUGAGUUAACAUCUUUGACAGUUUUUUGUUUUUUUUUAAACCUUGCUGAUCAUAUGUGUCAAUGAUGUUCUUACAUUUAUAAACUGCUUUAGAGAAUAAGCAUGUAAUUGUAGUGACAUUGUGAUUACUUCUGGGAACCAAUAAAUGAGGUGGUAAUGUUUCUCUUUAUUUUUAUUGCACUUGCUAUUUAUUGAAGGGCUUGUGUACAACAAUGAUAAACAUUGUCAUGAUUUCAUAAAAAUAAUUUCAACAGUUAAAGAUUCAAAGGUGAAACAAUUGAGCAAAACUGGAAGUGCUUAGAAUUUUAAGUAUUAUCCAUUGCAUAGAACAAGUGCAUUUUGGCCAGAUUUUUUCAGAUCUGUGUUUUCAGAGAAAUGCCACUGAGGAAUCAGAAUAAUAGUGUCACCUGCAUGCAAUAUUGCCAUGUAAGUUCAUAUAUUUUUAAUUUUUUAAAUUUUAUAUUUUUUACAUAAUUGUAAAUUGCUAAAUAGUUCAAUUUUGAUUUAUUUUCUCAACUUGAACAUGUACUCUUACUUAGCGUUCAUGAAAUUGCAGAUGAUUACCAAAUGACCGUUGAAUGCUAAGCUGCAACAAAGUCUUGUUUAUAUAUUAAGUAUUGCUUAAACAAUUACCAUUACAUGUUGAAGGCUGUUAUGUCAGUGUGUUUAGUUUGGUAACAUUGAUGCUUGAACACUCCAUUACCCAGAAAUGGAUAGCAAGAAAGUAUUUUUUGCUAGUUUUUAGGGGAUGUAACACUCCAAUAUUACUAACUUGGCAGAAAAUAUUGGUGUCUCGAGUGAGGACGAUUGAUAUAAUGCAUAAUUGAGCAAUUAUGUUCUUUUGUUGAACACAUUGAACAUAAACAGGCACACACGUGAGCUUGAUGAAUUAUUGAAUGGCUCAGUGCAUGUUAUAUUGUAUUAAGUUAAAAUUAUUUGUGGUAGUCUUUGAGGAUAGCUAAUGUUGACAUUUAUCUCAGGAUGGGAGAAAUAUAAGAUUGCAGUACAUGUAUUAGAAAGGGAUUUUUGUCAUAUAAUAAUUGAAGAAACUAAGGUAGAGGUUAACUUUAGGUAAUAACCCGGGGCACAUGUCUAAGUUGCAUAGUACCUUGUCCAGUACAAACCUUUGUACGUUCUUUUGUAAAAUUCCAUAGGACAAAAUGCCAUGUAGUAGUGUAUAUAUAUAUGCAUAUAUACAUACAUGCAUAUAUAUAUGCAUACUUGACAAAAUGAUUUUUUUUAUGAAUCUCUUGAAUUGGCAGUACAUCUAGCAACAACUAUGGUGUUCCACAUAUUGCUAAAUAAAUAUCAUUUUUUU
This is a messenger RNA of Procambarus clarkii (red swamp crayfish), 2823 nucleotides long. RefSeq names its product protein no-on-transient A. The record is from RefSeq and is a predicted model, not a curated record. Gene Ontology annotation, molecular function: RNA binding. NCBI's taxonomy places the organism in Eukaryota, Metazoa, Arthropoda, Malacostraca, Decapoda, Cambaridae. Gene Ontology annotation, biological process: regulation of DNA-templated transcription. Gene Ontology annotation, cellular component: nucleus.